Messenger RNA from Lathyrus sativus (Indian pea), 1788 nucleotides. Lineage: Eukaryota; Viridiplantae; Streptophyta; Magnoliopsida; Fabales; Fabaceae. The record is from the annotation of a GenBank genome assembly.
AUGGCAGCACUUGUGUCUGAUGAAAACCCUUGUAAAGGUUCUAUAGAUAAGCAAGAGGAAGCGCUGGGUCGCUGGUAUAUGUCUCGAAAGGACAUAGAAGAAAAUUCCCCAUCAAGAAAGAAUGGAAUCGACCUGAAGAAAGAGACAUAUCUGCGCAAGUCAUAUUGCACAUUCUUACAAGAUUUAGGCAUGCGACUUAAAGUGCCUCAAGUAACUAUAGCAACGGCCGUAAUAUUCUGUCAUCGAUUCUUUCUCAGACAAUCUCAUGCAAAGAAUGACAGAAGGACAAUUGCCACAGUUUGCAUGUUUUUGGCUGGAAAGGUUGAGGAGACUCCUCGUCCUCUUAAGGAUGUUAUUCUCAUAUCUUAUGAGAUGAUUCACAAGAAGGACCCGGCAGCUGCACACAGGAUAAAACAGAAGGAAGUAUAUGAGCAGCAGAAAGAAUUAAUUUUACUUGGAGAGAGGGUUGUACUUGCCACUUUAGGUUUUGACUUGAAUGUCCAACAUCCAUACAAGCCCCUUGUCGAGGCCAUAAAGAAGUUCAAUGUUGCAAAGAAUGCCCUUGCACAAGUUGCAUGGAAUUUUGUUAAUGAUGGGCUGAGGACAUCACUCUGCCUGCAAUUUAAGCCACAUCAUAUUGCGGCAGGUGCCAUUUUCCUUGCUGCCAAGUUCCUGAAAGUGAAGCUUCCGUCAGAUGGUGAGAAGGUUUGGUGGCAGGAGUUUGAUGUCACCCCACGCCAAUUGGAGGAAGUUAGCAAUCAAAUGUUGGAACUUUACGAGCAGAAUAGGCUUCCACAAUCACAAGGAAAUGAAGCAGAAGGGGCUACUGCUGGGGGGGUGAGAGCUUCCUCAAAGGCUCCUGCAACGAGUGAGGAGCAGGUCUCAAAACAAAUUGCAUCUCAUUCAGCUCCUCAGCGCACAUCUGUAGAAAAUAAUGCAGCACCACUUACAGGAACAGAAAACCAAAGCAAUGAUGGUAGUGCAGAAAUGGGUAGCGACAUUACUGAUCACAAGAUAGACUUGGAAACCAGGGAUUCUCAGACCUCAGAAAAGUUGCCCGAGAAAGAUAACCAGAGAGAAGUGGCAAAUAGAUCUAUCUCUGGAGCUGAACGAGUAGUUUCUGGUGACCAAGAUAAAAUAGUUGGUACAGAGGAGGCUGCAGAAUUAGGAAGGAGUGAUGAUACAUCAUACAAGUCUAGCUUUAAUGUUGGUCGAAAUCCGGAGCUUCGGGAAGGCCCACUUUCACCCAAAGAAGCAAUCAAGAUGAUUGACAAAGACAAGGUAAAGGCCGCUCUAGAAAAAAGGAGAAAGGAACGAGGUGAAAUGACAAUAAAGGAAGAUGCAAUGGAUGAGGAUGAUCUUAUUGAGAGGGAGCUUGAAAAUGGAGUUGAAAUGACAAACAAGGUAAUUGACAAAGACAAAGUAAAGGCUGCGAUAGAAAAAAUGAGAAAGGUACGCAGUGAAAUGACAAUAAAGAAAGAUAUAAUGGAUGAGGAUGAUCUCAUUGAGAAGGAGCUUGAAGAUGGAGUUGAGCUAGCAGUUGAGAAUGAGAAAAAUAAGCGAGAGAAAAGACGGAGUUGGUCUGAGCCUGAUGGUGAAGAUAACAAAGAGUUGAAAGGGAAAUUACGGAAAGACAGGAAUGAAUGCAAUGCAGAAGAAGGGGACAUGAUAGACGAUGCUUCAUCCUUGUUGAACAAUCGCAAGAGAAAGAUGGAUAGCCCUCCAGCCAGUCAACCAGAGAUGAAGAGGCGUCUUGAUUCUAAUUAUCACAAUGAUCUUUCUGAAUAA